This is a messenger RNA of Hydractinia symbiolongicarpus, 3791 nucleotides long. Its product is annotated as polypeptide N-acetylgalactosaminyltransferase 5-like. The record is from RefSeq and is a predicted model, not a curated record. NCBI's taxonomy places the organism in Eukaryota, Metazoa, Cnidaria, Hydrozoa, Anthoathecata, Hydractiniidae. Gene Ontology annotation, cellular component: Golgi apparatus. The transcript is spliced from 10 exons. Bases 424 to 2316 code for a protein of 630 amino acids.
UUUUACUACUUGAGCAAAAUACUUUAAAGACGAGUUAACAUCGUUAUAGGUUGAACAACAACAACAAAAAAUACAGAUAUUUACCAUACGCCUCCUUCUUUCAAACGCCCUUCAAAUAGACAUCCCCCAAAUAGUCAAAAAAUUAAAUAAAACGCGCAAACGUUUAUUCGAAGCAAAACGUCAACAGUUUCUUUUAGAGAAAACAGGAGAGCCUCGGCUUUGAGUAAGAAUUCUUUUUUGGAAAAGGAAAUUGGGCGGGGAUGGCGCGGCGUGUUUAGGCGGAAAAUAUUAUCAUGCUGAAGGUGAUUGAUCUCUUGCGCAAAGAUCAUAUUUUUACGGAAAGAAUAAUCGUAAGAAAGUAAAAAAAUACAAAAAGCCACAUACAAAACAACACAGAAACAGCAUUCAUGUCAAUAUCAUUUAAUGGGACCAAAGAAAAGAGCUACCCAUAUUUGGAUUCCAAACUCUUCAAAACCACAGCACAAGAUUGGAUCUACACCAAAAAAGUUUUUACUGAUUCUUGUUCUAACUAGUUUAUUUUGGAUAUCGUUAGAUAUUCUUUUUUUAUUUUAUCAGCAAGCGUUGAUGAUUGAUUUGGAUAUCGUCGUUAUAAAUGGCCGCUCAAUCAAGAACAGCGAAACCUUUACGCCACCAAGCCCACAUCUGGCCAAUUUUGUUCCCGUUCCAUUAGCUGCUGGCUACAUGAACAACAAUUGGGACCCACAUUCUAAUGCCCUUGCUGAAAUUUACCCCGAAUUAGUUAUACCUGCUUUAGGAACAAACGGACUUCCAGCAAAGUUACCAGUACACCUAAAGUCGCUUUCCGCUUCUCUUUUUAAUAAACAUUCAUUUGAUUCAGUGCUUAGUGACAGGAUCUCUCUUAACAGAAAAUUAAAAGAUCCUCGAGGAGACAAGUGCGUCAAAGAGCAUGAAAAAUACCCGAAGGAUCUUUCAACAACCACCGUGAUUAUUUGUUUCCACAAUGAAGCUGUUUCUGUUCUUCUCCGCACCGUUCAUAGCGUCAUCAACAGAACACCAGCGCAUCUACUAUCUGAAAUCAUUCUGAUUGACGAUGCAAGCACAACGAAAACAACAAGAAGGAUGGUGACUGCUCAUCUGCAUAAAAUUAACGUCAACGAAACGAAGAAAAUCAUUCUGAUAGAUAACGAACAACGGGAGGGUUUAGUUCGGUCACGGUUAAAAGGAGCAAAGAGAGCAACUGGAGCGGUACUGACAUUUUUGGAUUCACAUUGUGAAGUAACUGACGGUUGGAUAGAGCCAUUGUUGAGUAGAAUCAAAGAAAACAAGAAGAAUGUUGUAUGUCCUGUGAUUGAGGUGAUCGAUCCUGAAGAUUUUUCAUAUAAAGGAGCAAAGCUUGAACAAAUCAAUCAAGUAGGCGGUUUUACUUGGGAUCUGUUUUUUAACUGGAAAGAACUACCAAAAGAAGAGAAGAAAAAAAGAAAAAAAGGGAUUGAACCUUUAAAAUCACCUACGAUGGCCGGCGGAUUAUUUUCCAUUGAUAGAUCGUAUUUUUACGAGAUUGGAAGUUAUGAUGAACAAAUGGAUAUAUGGGGCAGCGAAAAUUUAGAAAUGUCAUUCAGGAUUUGGAUGUGCGGUGGGAGGCUGGAGAUCAUUCCAUGCUCAAGAGUAGGGCACAUCUUCCGCAAAGAAAACUCACCCUACACUUUUCCAAACGGUGUGUCAAAAACACUUGCUAAAAAUUCCAACAGGCUGGCUGAGGUGUGGAUGGACGAUUAUAAGGAGUUACACUAUAGACGAAAAUCGCCUGAGGAUAGAAAAGUUGAGAUUGGUGAUCUUACCUCCCGCAAAGCUUUGCGCAAAUCACUUGGUUGCAAAACUUUUAAAUGGUACUUAGAUAACAUUAUACCUGACAUGGUUGGUGCAGAUCCUAACCCACCUGCACACGGACAGCUCCAGAAUAACUUCUCGUCCAUGUGUUUGGAUUCAAUGGGAAAAGUAGAAAGUGAAUCAAAAGUGAAAGUAUUUCCUUGUCACGGCUUAGGUGGAAAUCAGUUUUUCGUUUUAUCAAAACGAGGCGAAAUAGUAUUCAAGGACGAACAUUGUCUUGAUUACUCAACUGGUGAUGAAGAAAAAAAAGUAGAGUUGUGGAAGUGUCACGGCAUGAAAGGUAAUCAAGAAUGGAGACACAAUAACAAAACAAGUACUAUUAAGCACGUGUUUACCAAUAAAUGUUUGAUCAUCACCGAAGAUGACUAUCUUACGGUAACCGAUUGUAACAAGGAAGACAGACAACAACUAUGGAGAUUCAGUAAUUACCAAAAGAAACUUUGGUGAAUAUGGCAAACACGUGAUGCAAAAAAAAGGCGAAAUGUAUGAAGACCAACACGUGAUAUAACUGAUCAAAAUGUGAUAUGGCGAGCAACAUAAGAUAAAACGAUCAAUAUGAGAUAUUAACGACAGUGAUAUGAAAUACCAACAUGUGAUAUUAACGAUCAAUAUGCGAUAUGAAAGACCAACAUGCAAUAUUAAUUCUUAACAAGUGAUAUCAACAAUCAUAUGAUAUUAACGAGAACUACCAACAUUCGAUACGAACGAACGACAUGUAGUACUGUGGUAAUAUGUAGAAGAAUUCUUUUUGAAACAAAAAGUACGUCAAACAAGAUGAGAAAGAUAUUAUUGGGUGGACACUUUUGAGUUGAGAUAACAAAGUAAAAAAUAAAAUCCCAUUAUAGAACAUUUUAGAUUUAACAUUACGCAGAAUAACAAAAAUUUUGUAUUUUUGCGCGAGUAAUUUUUGCGGAUAAAAACAAGUAGUCAAUGAACUUAUUUUUGCAGCUUAUAAACAUUUACUACUUGAAAUAAUAGCAGACGUCAAUUUUUUAAAUUUAUUCAUUGGAUUAAACUUCUUGAAAAACCUAUAGGACAUGGUUCUAGCUUAUGUAAGACAUGUCAUAGUUUAAAAAAUUUUACUUGUAACUGUGCACAGCAGAGCUACCUGUAAAUAAGAUUAAAAUCAAUGCUCUUCUUGUUCGUAUAAAAAAGUAACUUGUAAAUUUUUUGAAAGAUUUAAACACUAUAUUUUAAAACCAAACUUUCGUUAAAAGCAAAGCAAAUUAAUAUGUACACCUAAAAAAGCAGUGAUAAAGAAAAUGUAAUCUCUCAUAUUGACAAACAUAAUCGAUGCAAAUGUAUUGCCUAUGGCAGAUCGAUGCAAUCCUAUAUGGCGAAACCUUGACUUGUACUUUAAGGAUACCAACGACCAUCUGCCUUGGGAAGGAGGGGAGGGACGGGGAAUCAUGUCAGUUACGUGUGAAAGUUCUUUAUAAGGCGAUGUGUCAUACAAAUAACAACAUUCCUGAUGACUUCUCCAAAAAGUAAAGCAAUUUUAAGUAUAUGCCAAAGUAUUGUUUGAGCGCCCUAUUUUUUUACAGGAUGCAACAAUUUUAUCCAAGUUUGUUAUUUAUAAUUUAUAUCCACGCUAGAGAUCUUAAAAAAGCCUUGACUUAUUUCUGUUUGUAUUCUUUGUUAUUUUAAUUUGGACUUAUACAGUAAGCACAUCAGGUAAUAGAAUGAAUGAUGAACCAAACUACAAUCCUGAACUACGUUAAAAUUUAAGCUCGACGAAGCUUUCCCGCAAAUAUAAUGGGGUUUGUAUGCAAAAGAUUUCCAUGGUGAUAAUCGCAUAUUUUGUAAACAUACCGUAAUUCCUCUUUUUAGCCCCUUCCUUUUAUUUAGUCCCCCCCCCCUUUCCAGCGACUCAAAAAGUUAUUUAUUCCUCUGUAAAGAUUAAUACUCUGAUUACAAUUUUU